This is a messenger RNA of Arachis stenosperma, 462 nucleotides long. RefSeq lists its product as uncharacterized. The record is from RefSeq and is a predicted model, not a curated record. Lineage: Eukaryota; Viridiplantae; Streptophyta; Magnoliopsida; Fabales; Fabaceae. The coding region runs from base 1 to 462 and encodes 153 amino acids. The transcript has a single exon.
AUGUCCCCAUAUCAGUUAGUCUAUGGCAAAGCCUGUCACUUGCCAGUUGAGCUAGAGCACAAGGCUUAUUGGGCAAUUAGGUAUCUGAAUCUUGAUUCAGAAGCUGCAGGAAUUAAGCGGAUGCUUCAGUUGAAUGAGCUUGAUGAAUUCAGAUAUUCAGCCUAUGAGAAUGCCAAGCUCUACAAGGAAAGAACCAAGCUAUUGCAUGACAAAAAGAUUGCCAUCAGAGUCUUUGAGCCACGACAAAGAGUACUUUUAUAUAAUUCAAGGCUCAAAUUCUUUUCCGGGAAGCUGAAAUCCCAAUGGUCAGGACCGUUUGUGGUUACCAGAGCCUCACCAUAUGGUCAUGUGGAAAUACAGGAAGAAAAUUUUGACAGGAAAUUUAUUGUGAAUGGCCAGAGGUUGAAGCACUAUCUUGGAGGCGAGAUUGACCGCCAGAGGACCACUCAUCUGCUGAACUAG